CCGCGGAGGGGCGAUCGGGGCUCCCGGUCUGGGUUCUGGUCCGUCUCCGGCUGGCACGCCACACUUUCUGGGUGGCGCCUGGACUCGCCCUCGCCGUCGCCCUCCCGGUCUGUGGCUGCGGAGCGCCUGGACCCCGUCUUUGCGGUAGAUUGCCUCGGAGGAUGGCCUGCGUCUGACAGUCCCCUCGGCUCAGCUCGGCCCGGCUCGGCUCAGCUCUCCUGAGGCCGCAGCUGCCAGCUCCCGGCUCUGCCACGUCCCAUUCAGCCACAGCCCGUGGUGGCCUGUGGGCCUCUUCUAUCCACACCCUCCCUCCUGCGCCAGCUCCUGUCUGCCCUCUGCUCCCAGCAUGCCUCGCGGACGGCGCUGGCGGCAAGGCCCUCGUAACCCCAUCCGGGCAGCAGCCAAUUACGCCAACGCGCACCCCUGGCAGCAGAUGGACCGGGCCUCUCCUGGGGUGGCGUACACCCCCCUGGUGGACCCCUGGAUUGAGAGGCCCUGCUGUGGGGACCCUGUGUGCGUGCGCACAGUCAUGGAGCAGAAGAGCCCGGUUAGUGGUGCUCCCAGUGGUAAGCCCGCCCAGAGGGGUGCCCCGGCGGGGCGCAUGCCUGGCCCCUGGCCCCUCAGGGUGGAUUUCCACUGGGUGCCAGGCUCAGACCCAGGCACCUUUGAUGGCUCCCCCUGGCUGCUGGACCGCUUUUUGGCCCAGCUGGGUGACUACAUGUCCUUCCGCUUCGAGCACUACCAGGACAACCUCAGUCGUGUCUGUGAGAUCCUCGGGCGCCUGACUGGCCGCGCCCGCGCCUGGGCAGCCCCCUACCUCGACGGCGAUCUGCCUCUGCCUGACGAUUACGAGCUCUUCUGCCAGGAUCUGGAGGAAGUUGUUCAAGACCCCCACAGUUUUGCUGAGUACCGCGCCGCAGUGCCCUGCGCCCUGCCCCCGGCCUCGAGCCAGCCGCCCGUGGCCUCGCAGCUGCCUGUCGUGAGGCAGUACUUAGCUAGGUUCUCGGAAGCCCUGGCUCUCAACAUGGGUGCUGUCCCCAGGCCUGCCCCAGCAGUGCCGGCCACCCCUGCUGUUCCACCUAGACCUGCCUCUGCACCCGGAGAUGGCCUGGCUGAGCAGCAGCUGGCCAAGGAGGGCGCCCCUGGGCCCACCCCUGCCCUCUCUAGUUCCGCCAGAAGCGCUGGUGCUGUGGGGGCAGCAGCCCCCAAACCUGCCCCUGUACUUUCAGAAUCCGUGAGACCCCUUGCCCAGAAACCGGACCUGACUUGUACAGGGGGUCCAGAACCCCAAAAAGAGGUUUCUGAUGCGCAGGGAGAUCCGGAGGUGUCCUCGGGUGCCCCACAGGAAGUGGUGGGUACCCCGGGGGCCCCAGGGGGGGCAUCAUUUUCUUCUGUUCCGCGGCCCACAUCCCUGGGUUCUGAACGUGACCCAGGCAGUGGUGGUGCCCCUUGUGACGAAGCAGCCUGUGAGGCCGGGGAGCCCCGGGACCCCCACUUGGGGCAGAGUGAUGUUCCCACUGGUCCAGGUGACCUCACAGCCGGUUGAGGAUGCGCACCUGUUCAGGCCCUUCCAUGCCUGGGCACAAGCCACUCCCUGUCCCCCAGCCUCUGCCCCACGCCCUCCGUCUCCUGUUUGCUCCAGGUGCCCAGCUGCGUCCUCACCUGGGAGUGCUGCCGUACCUGGACCUCUUCCCACUGGGACAUCGCUCCCUGGGUCGUCCCCUGUCGGGCGUUUGCAUCAUGGUCACCUAAUGAAAGGUGCCUUGUGUCCAGCACUGGCUAGGACAGGACUGGGCUGGGUUCCUGUCCUGUUUGGGUGUGGUCGCUGCCUGGUGACUGCCUCUGGUCCUGUCUCUCCCCCCACAUUUUUGUACCAUUUCAUUGUAGAGGGAACUUAGCUAACGACCCGCUGUAUACACGCGGCGAGUAGUGAUUAGGCCAGGGUGGUUAACAUUCCUGUCUCCUUCAACAGGGGUCAUUUCUUUGUGUUGGGAACCUUUGAAUUCCUGUCUUCCAGUUCUCCCAUACACAUGGUGCUCUGUUGUAUGCGUAGUUGCCCUAUUGUGCUGUGAACACUAGAUUUUAUUUUUUGUACUUGGAUGCCCUGUGUCCAUCGUCCCUCUCUCCCUCUUCCCGUUGCCCUAAUAGCUUUUAUAAUCCCCUCUUGCUUCCAUUAAAUCCACAUAUGAAUGAG
Molecule: messenger RNA, 2194 nt
Organism: Oryctolagus cuniculus (rabbit)
Lineage: Eukaryota; Metazoa; Chordata; Mammalia; Lagomorpha; Leporidae
Gene: RTL10
Product: retrotransposon Gag like 10
Source: RefSeq, a predicted model, not a curated record